GGAACUAGGCGCAGAUGGUUGUGUCUUUUCACCACAACCUUCACAGGGCUGACAAUCUGAGCUGGAGUCCAGUUUUAGGUUGUCAUCCGACCUAUGAGUCCUCCUUAUUCCUACGAAAGCGUUUUACACGAUUGCGCAGGCGUCCACGCAUGGCUGACUCCGUUUUAUACUCAGGGAGAAGUGCGCCGCCCCACUCACAGAGGAACUGGAAGACAACAGUGAACUCUCAAAAUAAGAUCAGGAAAAGUUAGGAUAGAAACUUAGUGGACUUUGGACCAGAAACAGCCGUCGGAAGGAACGGGAAUAAUUACGCAGACGAAACAUUUUACGCACAGAGUUCUGGGAAAACUCUGGAAACAUGACAAGGACGCUCCAAAGUGUUGGCUUCUUCCUUAUAGUCUGUGUUUUUUCAACAGCUGGAGCUCAAACAGCUCAAGACACACUGCAGCAAUAUAUAUCCCUAACCUGGGCCAAUGGGAUGUUUCCAGAGAUUUGCUGGUUACCUCCACCAGAGAAGCCAGUGCAAAACGGCAAAUAUCAAAUAUGUGUAUCAACAAAGAAGGACAACAUAACAUACAGCGUGGACAUUACUUCAAAAAAGAACUGCACGAACAAGAAAACAAUCAUGUCUGGAGGAUUUGUUCAAUUUUUUGUCAAUACUUCUUGUUCAGAGAGGAAGAAUAAGCCGGCUGUCAUCAACUACAACGACCCAGACUUGGUGAAAACUUCGGAUUGUGUCAUCCAUUCCUCCAGUUUAACCCACUGCUCCUGGCAGCCAGCCCCUGAUGCUCCUCCAGACCUCAGUUUUUUCUAUACGUUAGCCGAUGAAUCUGGUAACUCCCUUGACAUAUCCCCUAUACAAGAGUGCCCCUCAUAUACACGCACCAAUAAAAUAAGGACCGGAUGUAAUUUGAAGAUGAAAACCAGUGAGUCCAUCAACUACUUAUUGAAUGGGACGGUGCACAACAAGCCUGUUAGGAACACCUACAGAAUAACUACAUUACACGUGAAACCGCCCCCCCCUAACUGGACAGUUACUAAAACUGCAAACGAGUUCAACAUCAGCUGGAUUCCUCCUGAUCUCUUCAGGCCGUCAGAUUGGAAUUUCUUUAUAAAGUACACUCGGUGUGAUCAACCACCGAUUGAAGAGAAAAUGCCAGAAGAAUCAUACUGGAUACUAAAACGUGAAUCCAGCUGUCAGUACCGCAUCUCCAUUAGAGCUGAAACAAACGCAGAUAGAGGAGGAACAGAAUGGAGUCAAGAGAAAAUUUUUGAUGCAGAUACUAAUCUGUUACUGUUUGCUGCCAUUAUCAUCCCACUGGGGCUUGCAGUUGUGGUCGUCCUCACAUUGGUGUGUUGUCGAAAAAAUAAGGAAAACCUCUUCCCCAAAGUACCAGUACCUCGGGACCUUCUCAGCGAUAUUUCUGAGAACAACAAUAAAAUCACUGUUGGCAACCUUUAUUGUCCGGAAAAAGAGGAAGAGGAUUGUAAAAUCACUCUGGUGAUAGACCCCCAAAUCAACCAACUGGACUCCUGACACAUCUAUGUUGUAGACAAUGAGAAGAGUCCCAUAUGAUUACUUUUUUAAAUCCAGGAGACAAAGUACAACAGAUGAAGAAGGCCUUUAUUUUUUUAUACUGGCUGUGUCAGAUUAACUUGGAUUUCCACAAAAUACUGGCAGCUACUGCAUUCACAUUCUUUUGUAUUACAUUAUUUCUGUGUUAUAUGGGAAAAUGUCAGUUUAGUUUUGUAGCAUUCUUUCCUGAUGACAGUGUUAGAACAAACAAGCAGUUCACGUUACUGGGAUUUUCUCCAUGCAGAUUUGUGCCUCUUUACUGUUCUAAAUAGCUUUAACCGCACCACUGUGGCACUUUUUUACUGAGAGCCCAACAGUUGCAGUUGUUGCACUUCUACCAGCAAACACACAUCUCUAUACCCUUGCGUUCCAGACAUCUGUGAAGCAAUUAGAGCAGUGGUUCCCAACCUUUUUUGGCUUGUGACCCCAUUUUAACAUCACAAAUUUCUGUUGACCCCAGACAUUCAAAACACAGACUUUUUUUUUUUGCUAAAGUGA
Molecule: messenger RNA, 2074 nt
Organism: Sphaeramia orbicularis (orbiculate cardinalfish)
Lineage: Eukaryota; Metazoa; Chordata; Actinopteri; Kurtiformes; Apogonidae
Product: granulocyte-macrophage colony-stimulating factor receptor subunit alpha-like
Exons: 10
Coding region: 359-1537 (392 amino acids)
Biological process (GO): cytokine-mediated signaling pathway
Cellular component (GO): external side of plasma membrane
Molecular function (GO): cytokine receptor activity; protein binding
Source: RefSeq, a predicted model, not a curated record